AUGAGUGACGACGAUGGAUUAUUGCUAAACUUUGCGAUACCCGAUGCAAGUGAUAGCAGUACUACGCCUGUUACUAAAAAUUUCAAAGUAAAAGGUGGUCGAUGGAAAGACCGCAGAAAGUUGCAAUUAUCUUUACAAGGAAGAACAAAGGAGAAAAAGGUCAAGGGUGUCAACAGUAUCGGGAUUGAGAAACCACGAUUACCGAAACGAAAACCAGAUGAAGAUACAAGACCGAAAGCAAAUGAAUCUGUCCCGAGCGAAUUUAAGAGAGCCAAAUUUCCUGAAACUAAAGGACAAUCAGGCGGAAAGAAUAACUCAUAUGUGUCAUCUUUAUUCACCAAUAAUGAAACUGCAGUGCAGACAGUAACCGAAACAAAACCUGGCAAUGAAGAGAAAACCUACUUGCCGUCAAACGCUCCGGUUAAAGGUGCAACUACGUUCCUUGGGCUUGGAAUCAACGAAAAGCUAUCUAUUCAUCUCACAGAACACCAAAGAUUCAAAUACCCAACAAAGAUCCAAAAGCUAGUCGUACCGAACCUUUUAACGACUCAGCGCGAUUUAUUUGUGAAAGCACAGACUGGGUCUGGUAAAACUAUGGCUUUCAUAUUACCUAUAUUUCACAAAUUGAUGAUGGAGAAUAAGCACAAAAUUACAAGAGAUUCAGGAGUAUUUGCUAUCAUUUUGACACCUACAAGGGAGCUUGCUAAUCAGAUCUAUUCAGUGUUGGAAAGUUUAACUCGAUGUUAUCACACUUUAGUUCCUGGAAUUGUGAUUGGAGGUGAAAAGAAGAAAAGUGAAAAAGCCAGAUUGAGAAAGGGGGUGAAUAUAUUGGUGGCUACACCAGGUCGACUAGCUGAUCACUUGGAGAACACAAAGUCCUUGGAUAUUAGCCAAUUGAGGUAUUUGGUUCUUGACGAAGGUGAUAAAUUAGUAGAGUUGGGAUUUGAAGAGACUAUAUCAAAGAUCACAAGAAUUAUCGAUCAGAGUUCAAAAAUUGCUGAGACUGUUGAUAAAUGGCAAGGAUUACCCACAAGGAGAAUAAACAUGUUGUGUUCGGCUACCUUGCAAAACAAUGUGAAGCAAUUGGGAAGUAUAAUACUUCAAGACCCUGAAAUGAUAUCUGUAGAUAGAGAGGUUGAGGGUACUAUCUUGUUUGAUGAUGAUGUUGAUGGAGAAGCCACUGGUAAUUCCAAUGAGCAUGAAUCCUUUGCGCCAGAUCAAUUGAUUCAAGAUGUAUUGAUUGUGCCACCAAAGUUAAGAUUAGUAACUCUCGAUGCAUGUCUUGUCAACAUUGCCAAAAAGAUUGAACAGAACAAUGCUCCAUCUAGAAGCAUGGUUUUCUAUUCAUGCUCCGAUUCCGUCAACUAUCACUUUGAUGUGUUUACUAGAGAUGGUAAAAAACUCAAAAAAGUGAAGGAUGAUGAAACAGGAGAAGUUAGGACUAUCUUGGUUUCUCCUGAGGAUAGCACUGAUGAAAACGAUGUGGACGAUUCUGAGUUGACAGCUCCGAUCAUCCAUGACAACACAACAAUUUAUAAACUUCAUGGAUCCUUAUCGCAGCAAAUAAGAACUUCAAUUUUGCAGCAAUUCAUAAAGGACGAUCUGAGAUUCCCACACAAGGUUCUCUUUUGUACAGAUGUUGCAUCAAGAGGGUUAGAUUUACCUAAAAUUGCCAACGUCAUUGAAUAUGAUGCACCCUUCACUAUUGAUGAUCAUUUACAUAGAAUUGGUAGAUCAGCAAGAGUAGGUAACAAAGGUGAAGCUACAUUAUUUUUAUUGCCAGGUUUAGAAGAGGGUUACAUCGAUGCCAAAUUGAAAGUUGUACAUCCACGUGAAGAAAACUUGCGAAUCACAAACUAUGAAAAGGUUCUACAACAAGCAUUUUCUGAAAAGAAUGCAACUGGUAAAAACAAACAUGAUAAAUUGGGAAACUGGGAUAUCCAUGCCACAACGUGGCAUUUGGAAGUAGAAAGAUGGCUUUUGGAGGAUUCAGCAGCAUUAUCAAAGGCAAGUCUUGCGUUUACAUCACAUAUUAGGGCAUAUGCAACUCAUUUAUCACAAGAGAGAAAUUUUUUUAAUGUGAAGUUGUUACAUUUGGGUCAUUUAGCGAAAAGUUUUGGUUUGAGAGAAACGCCAAAAAAUUUGGGUAAAAAAUCGGGGAAGAAUAGUGAUAAGCAUCUUGAAGGUAUAGAUGGAGGUUCGAGAAGAGUGAAGAAAGAGGAUCCAAGGAAAAAAAUGUUGAGAAUGGCGAAAUUGGCAGUCAAAUCGAAUAACGAGUUCAACUACUAG
This is a messenger RNA of Lodderomyces orthopsilosis Co 90-125, 2289 nucleotides long. It is a transcript of the gene DBP7, whose product is annotated as putative ATP-dependent RNA helicase. Gene Ontology annotation, biological process: ribosome biogenesis. Gene Ontology annotation, cellular component: nucleus. The record is from RefSeq and is a predicted model, not a curated record. The coding region runs from base 1 to 2289 and encodes 762 amino acids. Gene Ontology annotation, molecular function: nucleic acid binding; ATP binding. The transcript has a single exon. Lineage: Eukaryota; Fungi; Ascomycota; Pichiomycetes; Serinales; Debaryomycetaceae.